AUGACUGCCCAUGCUCAUGCUUAUGCUCACGACCUACCUACGCCUCCCCUCACGGACAUACUCCGUCGCAUGGUCGACCUUGCCCGUCAAGUCGAGCCCGAAUCGCCCCAAGCGGACCGAAUGGCGAAAAUAGCGAUGCAAAUGGCCAUGGACUCGAUCGAUCCGGACCAUAGACCAAACACGAUCGAGACCAUGCUCAUGCGUCGGGUCGCUGAAGAAAAAGAGCGCCGAAAGGAGAGGGAUAGAAAGUGGGAAGAGCGGGUGAAGAGUGUUCGGCGCCAGAUGAUGGAGGAGCGGGAGCAGGAGAUUGAAUGGCAAGAGGUCAAAUUUGAGAAUGCGAGGAAGAAGGACGAAGCCUUUGUUAGUGCGACGAGGGAUGAGCUGGGCCGAGUCCAGGCUGAACUGGAGGAAGCGCGUCGGGAGAUUGCAAAGGCCAAAGAGGACGCCCAGGAGGCUAUGCGGGAAGCAGAACGGGCGAGAAAAGAGACCGGGGAUGCCAAGAAGGAGAUCGAGAAGCUCAAUGACGAGCUUAAACGGUCCAAAACGGAACUAGAGCAGGCAAAAGAAGAGAUCGAGCGGGAGCGCGAACGGGCAGACCGUGCCGAGGCAGAACACAAACAAGUCGCCCGUCGUGCCAGCUCCGAGUCCCAGUCAGCGGAAGAAAAGGCCGAGCUCAUCGCCUGGAGUCGGUACAAGUCCCAGUGGAGAUUGCUGAAACGCGUUACGACCGCCGACCCAACUGGCGGACAGCUCCAAGUACUGCGUUUCGAGGAUUUACCGUGGCCCACUGUUGUCCCGCCCACAUCCCCCGGGAUGAUAACCGACACCCAGGUUGCUACGUUCUUGCUCUCUGGUCCGCCGCUUCGUGAGGGGGAAACGAUGAAGACCAGAAUCAAGGACAGUCUGUUGACCUGGCAUCCUGAUAAGUUCGCCGCAAGGUACGUACAAGCCUGCCACGAGUUUGAGAGGUUAUUUGACGACCCGGUUUGA
Messenger RNA from Rhizoctonia solani, 990 nucleotides. RefSeq lists its product as uncharacterized. Bases 1 to 990 code for a protein of 329 amino acids. Gene Ontology annotation, biological process: canonical NF-kappaB signal transduction. Lineage: Eukaryota; Fungi; Basidiomycota; Agaricomycetes; Cantharellales; Ceratobasidiaceae. The record is from RefSeq and is a predicted model, not a curated record. The transcript has a single exon.